AUGCUGACUGAAAAUCGGAAUAAGAGUGGCAUUUUGGUUGAUACUUCUGUGGCAUUUUGGUUGAUACUUCUGCUGAAUGCUAGUCUCGUACAAACCGAGAUGGUGUUCGUGUUGAUUCUUCUAGUCUGGAACUCUGAUGCACGUUUAAAGAAGAAUGCUGUGUUUAAGAUGUUCAAAUUUUCACCACUCCUAGCAUUGGUGUUAAAUCCAAUGGUUGCUACUAUUGCAGCCAUUUAUCGUCCUGGCAUGAUGACUUUGUCAAUAGGCACACAGGCUUUACGCAACCCUUUGCAAGCGGUGAUUUGGCUAAAGAGCCUACCUGAGAGGAUUCUGGCUUUCCAAAGAGCGUGA
Messenger RNA from Ilex paraguariensis (yerba mate), 351 nucleotides. The record is from the annotation of a GenBank genome assembly. Lineage: Eukaryota; Viridiplantae; Streptophyta; Magnoliopsida; Aquifoliales; Aquifoliaceae.